Scleropages formosus (Asian bonytongue) is the source of this 1997-nucleotide messenger RNA. It is a transcript of the gene pimreg, whose product is annotated as PICALM interacting mitotic regulator. The coding region runs from base 128 to 988 and encodes 286 amino acids. NCBI's taxonomy places the organism in Eukaryota, Metazoa, Chordata, Actinopteri, Osteoglossiformes, Osteoglossidae. The transcript is spliced from 5 exons. The record is from RefSeq and is a predicted model, not a curated record.
CGAGGUUUGGGAGUGGUCGCGUGAGAGCCGCCGAAUUCGAACUGAGGAGUUAAAGGAGAAGUUCUGUGCCUUGUCGUGAGGUGAAUGGUCGUUGGGUUUCGUUCCACAAAGUUUCUACAGGUUAACAAUGGACAUGACAUCAUCUGUCAUCCAAGCGGUGAGCGGUAUCUGGCGAGGGCACACGGCCCUAGAUGAGUCAAAUGAAGUGGACAGUUCUCCUGAGGUACCGGACAGGUUCCGAAAACUGCCAUCCUCCUCUUCGCUGGGGUCCCUGGGCGCCUCCCUUCGAAAGAGACUCCCCCUGAGGACUGUCCAGGUUGAUGCUGAAAUACAGCCCACACGGGAGAUACUGCAGGCACAGGCCAGCCAAAGGCUUUGCCUCCUGCGAUGCAGCGCUCGUAACUCCGUGAGCAGUGCCUACCAGAAGCUCCAGAGGAGCUGUAGUUCUCAGGAAGAAUUCUUGGUGGCAAGCCCUGGUCAGGCCAUUCAGGGAGAAGAGAACAGGGGGCCUGUCCAGAGUUGUACCCCUCACAAACCUGCUGCUGUGGUAAGCCCUAAAUACAUCUCCCAGGUUGCUAGCCAAAGGGCUUACCGGGCAGCAGCCACCUUGGAUGACCAGGGCAUUGCAGUGAGGCCCAGGAGCUCCAGAAGACGGCUUGUGCGACUGGCAGCACUGCGAAGUCCUCUUGCCUCCCCCAACACAUUGACCCAACAGCGGGAGUUUAACCGAAACCUGGACUCUGUUUCUAGUGGCCUCAAGAAACUUGAACACCUCUCACAAGCUUUUGAUGACAUUAUCGGGAGAGAUGACCGGAUCCAGUCCAUGAUGAACUACCACCAGAUUAUGGUGAGGAGUUGCAGGGAGGUCCAGAAUGACCCAGCCUGUUGGCUUACAAAGACCUCCAUCCAGAGCAAAACCAAAAGAGUUCAGGAGUUGGUAAGCAGCUGGAGUGAUGUGGCCUUGUCCAAAGUGCGUAAAGCCACCUAGAGUGACUUUCUACAUUGUUGAUCUGUUACUCAAAUUAUGCACCUCUAUUCAUUAUAAAGGGUAAAAUACCAUUGUUAAGAUGUUAACCAUUUAAUGGUGCUGCUGUUACUCAUUGUAUCCCAUUUUGGUUUUUUUUUUGAGUACUGAGUGCAUGUGUCCUGAUUAGAUUUCUGGGUUCAGUUCUUGACAAGUAAUGUACAAAAAUAAUUCCAAUGUAGUUAAAAGGCUAUCGAUAGGUUUUUGACUUGGCAGUUCUGACAGCUUAGCCUAGUCUCUGCACAUAUGAUGCAAGGCUGCACAGUGUGUUUUCCUGUACUAUGCUCUAUGAAUUGACUGCCUGAAAUUCUGCUCUGUGCCAGAUCUGCAAUUAGGGAUUCAAUAUUCAUUACCUUAAAGCUACAGUGUGACCUUGGACUCAUAGCAUCAAAAUCCAGCUUAUUGUUUUCCUGCAAACAACUUUGAUAUAUUGAGCUAAAUGAAAGGCUUAACAAUGAUCCAAAGAAUUGCCUGUAUUACCAUUUAACAACCACAAAUAUUGAGCUGAUGGUGGCUAGGAUUCUGAAACUGAUUGUCAUGAGCUUCCUGCCAAAUUUAAAAGCUCUAUUUUGCAUUCAGGGAGGGUGUUUGUUAAUCACAUGGAGAAACAUCUGUGUAUCACAAAUACAGAGCCAUAAAAUCGUGUCUAACACAAAAUGCUGUCAGUUUUGCACAAUGUGCAUCUGUGUACUGAUCAAACUCCUACAGCUAGAAUUUUAAAACGAUGCAUGUAUUUUUAGCUACUCAUACCAUUUAGUAUUUUAUAAAGUGCAGAGUUUUUUUUUUUUUUUUAAAGGAUUUCUUCAGCCUGACAAAAUGACAAACCAGUAGGCACAUGCUGAUUGUACAUCAGUGUGUGCACAACUUUGGUUCUUAGUGAUUAUUGAUAAAGAUAUCUUCAACAAUUUUAUACACUGAUCAAUAUGCUCUACCACAGGUUUACAGUGACAAAUGUAUUAACUAUAUAAUAAUA